Molecule: messenger RNA, 2137 nt
Organism: Diversispora eburnea
Lineage: Eukaryota; Fungi; Glomeromycota; Glomeromycetes; Diversisporales; Diversisporaceae
Source: the annotation of a GenBank genome assembly
GUCGUUUACUUUUAAUUCCAACAAUACUUUAUCGAUAAAUGACUUAAAUUUUGUUGAGAAAGCAUGGGAUGAAUGGUUUAAGUCAUUUAAUAAUGAAUUAAUCGCUACAGCUAUAAUUUCUUUCCUUAUGCAUGAAAUUGUAUACUUUGGUCGCUGUUUGCCAUUUUGGAUUGCUGACUUUAUACCCAGCUUUCAAAAAUAUAAACUUCAACCUAAAGAAGUUAACACAGUAAAAAAACAAUGGAAAUGUAUGAAAUCUGUUUUAUUAGCACAUUUUUUUAUGGAACUUCCUCUUAUUUUCUCCUUCCAUCCCGUGGCCACACUUUUUGGAAUGGAGAUAACUACCGUACCUUUCCCACAUUGGCAUAAAAUUGCUUACCAAGUAGCAGCAUUUUUCGUCUUUGAAGAUACUUUUCAUUAUUGGUUCCAUCGUCUUUUACAUUAUGGUCCUUUUUAUAAAUAUAUUCAUAAGCAACAUCAUGAAUAUUCGGCACCUUUUGGUUUAACCGCAGAAUAUGCACAUCCAAUUGAAGUACUUAUUUUAGGUACAGGAACUAUUGGAGGUCCUCUUCUAUGGGUAGCUUUAACCAACGACCUUCAUUUAAUUACUGUUUUUAUAUGGAUCAGUCUACGUUUAUUCCAAACUAUUGAUGCCCAUUCUGGUUAUGAUUUUCCUUGGUCUCUUCGUCAUUUGCUUCCUUUCUGGGCGGGCGCUGAACAUCACGAUUAUCAUCAUAUGGCUUUUGUAAAUUGUUUUUCAACAUCAUUUAGAUGGUGGGAUCAUAUUAUGGGAACUGAUUUGAUAUUUAUCAUGACACAAUCGACACAAUUAUCUGGAAUCGAAAAGUAUGCUAAUUGGAGUAAGGAAGAAUUAAUUGUUAAACUUUUAAGUUAUGAAAACCAACAAACUGAUAAUGAACAAAUUAAUAAUGAACAAAUUGAUAAUGUAAAUGACCAAAUUGUUAAUGAAGAUAAUGAAUCGAUAAUUAGAACAGAAGUGAAUGUUUCUAAAAUACAAAAUUCGAUACCAAAGAAAAAGAAAAAAAGUCCUCGACCUUUUGAUAUGUCUAAAUAUUCUAAAAGACGAAUUGCAUUAAAAGUAGCAUAUUUUGGAUGGAAUUAUCAUGGAUUUGAAACAAAUGCUCCAAAUGAAAAAAUUCGUCCAACUAUAGAAGGACAAUUAUUUUCUGCACUCAAGCAAGCUAAAAUGAUAUCAGAUCCGGCAGAAUGUAAUUUUACAAAAUGUGGUAGAACUGAUAAAGGUGUGAGUUCAUUAGGACAAGUAGUAGCAUUUAAUGUUAGAUCAAAUCUUCCACAUGAUUCAUCAGAAGUUUUGCCUUCACAAAAUGUUGAGACUAAUGUUGAGACAAAUAUCGAAAUUAAUGAUGUUAAGACUAAAAUCGAAGAAAUUCCUUUUGUAGAAUCACUUAAUAAUUUACUGCCAGAUGAUAUAAGAAUAAUUGCUUGGACACCUGUAAAUCCUGAUUUUAGUGCAAGAUUUAAUUGUCGUUAUAGACAUUAUAAAUAUUUUUUCGUAAAGGGUAAUUUAGACAUAGAUUUAAUGCGAGAUGCGGCAAAUAGAUUUCUUGGAAUUCAUGAUUUUCGUAAUUUUUGUAAACUUGAUCCUUCCAAACAAAUUAAUAAUUUCAAUCGUAAUAUACUUCAAGUAAAAAUUGAAAAAGUACAACAAUCAUUCUCCUCUCAAUUUCCGGGAACCAAAGAAUUUUACGAAUUUAAUUUAAUUGCAAAUGCUUUUUUAUGGCAUCAAGUUCGAUGUAUGAUGGCAAUUUUAUUUUUAGUUGGUCAAAAAUUGGAAACACCUUCAAUUAUAGAUAAUCUUUUAGAUAUCACGAAAACACCAGCAAAACCUAAUUAUGAAAUGGCUAAUGAAUUACCAUUAAUAUUAUAUGAUUGUAAAUACGAUAAUAUAAUUAAAUGGCAAUAUGAUCUUAAUGUGACUUUAGAUGAAUUUGUUUUUUCAAAUAUUGACACAAAAAAAUAUAUUAUUACUGGUAGUGGAAAAGAAGUAAAAACACGAAAUUAUAUCAAAAUUGAAAAAAGACAAACAAAUGAACCAGUAGAAAUUAGAAAUCAAAAAUAUAAAGCAAAGAAAAUUAAAUUAGAACAAAAUAAAUAA